AUGCAUUUCUCUCAAAAAGUCAUCGCCGUCAUGGCAACCCUCAUGACCUUGGGUCUCGCCGCCGACCCUCUGUCUUUCACUUCAUGGCCCAAGGAGCCCCUCGAGGCUGGUAAGCCGGUCACUCUCACAUGGACCGGUGCUGUACCUGAUCAACCUGUGACCAUCCUCCUCCGCAAAGGAUCAUCAGGCAAUCUGAAGGAUGUCAAGGCCAUCACCGACGAGGCCAGGGAUGGCACCUUCACUUGGACCCCCGACGACGAUAUUAAGCGUGGUCAAACCUACGCCUUCCAGAUCCGCCAGGCUGACCAGACCAAUUAUACUGCGUUGCUCAAGUCGGCCGGCAAGGGCAAGCCAGCCGCUGAUGUCCCCGAAGCUCAAGAGGCCACCACCGGUGCUCAGGAUACCACGGUCCCUGCCACCGGCACCACCACGGCCCCUAGCACUCAGUCAACUGGCCCCAUGACCGAACCCACUCAGGAAACUCAGACCACCCUAAAUAGCACUGGCAGCCGGGCCCUCAUCAGCUCCUCCGCGACCCCAUCUGGCAGCCCAUCUAGCUCCGCCCUUUCCAGCUCAUCGGAUGUAGCCGCUGCCACUGGAACCGAGAUUGUCAACAACCAAGAGCCCUCCUCUACCGAUAUUGUAUCGACUGGCGACGCUUCCGCUCCCAAGUACUCCGUGCAAUUGGUAAUGGGUGUUGCCGGUCUCUUGGCCUACCUUGUCUAG
Messenger RNA from Penicillium bovifimosum, 726 nucleotides. RefSeq names its product GPI anchored serine-threonine rich family protein. The record is from RefSeq and is a predicted model, not a curated record. The transcript is spliced from 2 exons. Bases 1 to 726 code for a protein of 241 amino acids. Lineage: Eukaryota; Fungi; Ascomycota; Eurotiomycetes; Eurotiales; Aspergillaceae.